Messenger RNA from Mesorhabditis spiculigera, 1005 nucleotides. Lineage: Eukaryota; Metazoa; Nematoda; Chromadorea; Rhabditida; Rhabditidae. The record is from the annotation of a GenBank genome assembly.
AUGCAAAUCGUGGAACGGCAAGCGACCUAUGGCAGCCGAUUCUACUGCGUUCGCGACGCGCUGACCCAAGAAAGUGUCACACUAGCCGUAAACAGUCGCGGAAUUUUCGUCUACACCGUUGGAGAUUUAUUGGAGCCGGUACAGAGCUUCGAAUGGCGCCAUUUGGACAACCUCUACUACAAGGAGCACGAGUUCUCGUUAGGGUUGAAAAGACAAAAACCCCAGCCGAUGGAGACGGACGAUGAGCUGCAAAAGGCGUGCUGUGAUCCGACUACUAGGUUCAACACCGUGCAACGUAAGGGACGACCCCCGGUUUGCCCAUCGACUCCGGCAAAAUCCACGGGAGAAGACGUGGACAACCAGUGCUUCAUCUGCGACAGCCACCUUUUGUGCCGGGCUUUGUGGGCGGCGGCGGUGGCGCAGCACAAAUUUUAUCUGGCUAGGCACUACCGUACUCUCGUCAAGAUGCUAAUCGCCCAUGCCCUCUGCAGUCUUCCCUAUCAAGCCAUUGUCGAGCUGGAUACGAAAUCCCGUUCGACGGUGCAGACGAGCCCGCGGGAGGCCGGUGAGCGAAUCGAUCGACUUGUCUCCAGUGCUUCUAUCGCUUCGAGUCUGCCGUCGCUCAGCUCUCUGCACUCGACCUCAUCCUCCUCGAUGCCGUCGGCAAGGGUGGCCGAUGGAUCAUCAUCCACCACAUCACUGCCCGCCCUCAUCAAGCAGGCCGAGUAUAAGCACUUUAAAGUAAAAACCACCGACGAUCGGGCCAAGGAUGCCAUUCGGUAUCGAGUACUUUUGAAGCGGAAGGCCGAAAUUGACAGUCUACUAGCCGCCAAGAUGAGCGAGCUCAAGGAGGUGUGCAUCGCCGAGGGGGAGCUGACCGGUGAGAUGCCCCCGGAAAUGCGCGAUGCCCUCGAGAUCGGGGAAGAGGUGCCGAAGCUACGUCGACGCGUCGGCACCGGAUUUCAGCUGCCAAAAUCGCUGCUCGGGAGUCCGAAGGUCGGUUUU